Messenger RNA from Suillus paluster, 396 nucleotides. RefSeq lists its product as uncharacterized. The transcript has 5 exons. The record is from RefSeq and is a predicted model, not a curated record. NCBI's taxonomy places the organism in Eukaryota, Fungi, Basidiomycota, Agaricomycetes, Boletales, Suillaceae. The coding region runs from base 1 to 396 and encodes 131 amino acids.
AUGUUGAUGAAUUUGACAUGGUUUAAGGAAGUCGCAAUUCUCGCUCAAGGACUGCCGCUUGGCUCGCACAGCUUGAAGCCUGCGGCAGGUCCGAUCACCUCAGCGGCUGUCCUUAAGGGCAUCCUAGAUGUUGAGAUCCAGCAGAAGCCCGUUCGAGUGAAAGCGCACCUCCUUGUCCAUGGAAGGAUCGGUGAUUUUGUUUCAGAGAAACCCAUGGUGGUCGUCUCGACUCUCGAAUUUCCCAAAACAUACGCUGGAAGUCAUCAACUUUCAGCAGAGCCACUCGUCUUGCACAGGUUGCUGCUCCUUCUCAAGGAUGAACAGAUAGUUUACUUCGGCGGGGAAUCGUCGACGCUACGACUCCGAUGCCAACCCGCAAGAAAUGUAGAUGCUUGA